Messenger RNA from Nerophis lumbriciformis (worm pipefish), 2757 nucleotides. Lineage: Eukaryota; Metazoa; Chordata; Actinopteri; Syngnathiformes; Syngnathidae. The record is from RefSeq and is a predicted model, not a curated record.
AUGUCCCAGUUGUACUACCGGCGCUCGGACAGCUCGUCGUACCGCGACCGCAUCCCGCUGAGGAUCGUGCGGGCCGAGUCGGAGCUGUCCACGCUGGAGAAGGCUUACCUGGGCGCCGUGGAGAAGGGCGACUACGCCAGCGUCAAGCAGGCCUUGCAGGAGGCGGAGAUCUACUUCAAGAUCAACAUCAACUGCAUCGACCCGCUGGGCCGCACGGCGUUGCUCAUCGCCAUCGAGAACGAGAACCUGGAGAUCAUCGAGCUGCUGCUGAGCUUCGGCGUCUACGUGGGCGACGCCCUGCUGCACGCCAUCUGCAAAGAGGUGGUGGGCGCCGUCGAGCUUUUGCUCAACCACAAGAAGCCGAGCGGCGGCGUGCAGGUUCCGCCCAUCCUGCUGGACAAGCAGUUCUCGGACUUCACGCCGGACAUCACGCCCGUCAUCCUGGCGGCGCACACCAACAACUACGAGAUCAUCAAGCUUCUGGUGCAGAAAGGCGUGUCCAUGCCGCAGCCGCACGAGGUACGCUGCAACUGCGUGGAGUGUGUGUCGAGCUCGGACGUGGACAGCCUGCGACACUCGCGCUCGCGCCUCAACAUCUACAAGGCGCUGUCCAGUCCCUCGCUCAUCGCCCUCUCCAGCGAGGACCCCUUCCUCACCGCCUUCAGGCUCAGCUGGGAGCUGCAAGAACUCAGCAAGGUAGAAAACGAGUUCAAGUCCGAGUACGAGGAGUUGUCUCAGCAGUGUAAAGAGUUUGCCAAAGACCUUCUGGACCAGACCAGAAGCUCCAGAGAGCUCGAGAUGAUCCUCAACUACAGAGACGAUGUCAACCUACUGGAGGAGGAAGGCAACGGAGACCUGGCCAGACUCAAGUUGGCCAUCAAAUACCACCAAAAAGAGUUUGUGGCGCAGCCAAACUGCCAGCAGCUGCUGGCGUCGCGUUGGUACGACGAGUUCCCGGGUUGGAGGCGACGCCACUGGGCCGGCAAGUUCCUGACGUGCGUCUUCAUCGGGCUGCUGUACCCGGCGUUCGCCGUGUGCUACCUCACGGCCCCCAAGAGUCGCUACGGCCUGUUCAUUCGCAAGCCCUUCAUCAAGUUCAUCUGCCACACGGCGUCCUACCUGACCUUCCUGUUCUUGCUCCUGCUCGCCUCGCAGCACAUCGUCACCACCGAGCAAGACCGUCAGGGCCCGGCGCCCACCACUGUGGAGUGGAUGAUCCUGCCCUGGGUGCUGGGCUUCAUCUGGGCCGAGAUCAAACAAAUGUGGGACGGAGGUUUCCAGGACUACGUUCACGACUGGUGGAACCUCAUGGACUUUGUCAUGAACUCUCUUUACCUGGCCACCAUCUCCCUCAAGAUCGUAGCCUAUACCAAGUACAGCGGCAAUAAACCCAGGAACCAGUGGGAGAUGUGGCACCCGACGCUGGUCGCCGAGGCCGUUUUCGCCAUCGCCAACAUUUUCAGCUCCCUGCGUCUCAUCUCGCUCUUCACGGCCAACUCCCACCUGGGACCCCUGCAGAUCUCCCUGGGGCGGAUGCUGCUGGAUAUCCUCAAGUUUCUCUUCAUCUACUGCCUGGUCCUGCUGGCCUUUGCCAACGGCUUGAACCAGCUGUACUUCUACUACGAAACCAAAGCCUCGGACGAGAAGGGCAGAUGUAAGGGCAUCAGAUGCGUGGAGCAGAAUAACGCCUUCUCCACGCUGUUCGAGACCCUGCAGUCUCUAUUCUGGUCCAUCUUCGGCCUGAUCAGCUUGUACGUGACCAACGUGGACGCCGACCACCAGUUCACCGAGUUUGUGGGCGCCACCAUGUUUGGCACGUACAACAUCAUCUCCCUGGUAGUGCUGCUCAACAUGCUCAUUGCCAUGAUGAACAACUCCUACCAGCACAUCGCGGACCACGCCGACAUCGAGUGGAAGUUCGCCAGGACCAAGCUUUGGAUGAGCUACUUUGAGGAGGGGGCCACCCUGCCGCCGCCCUUCAACAUCGUCCCCAGUCCCAAGUCCUUCUGGUACCUGGUUUGCUGGGUCAAAAUGCGAGCGUGCCGUGGAAACGGCGCCACCCGGCACGACACCAUCGGCACGCUGGGGAGGCGGGCUGCAGAGAACCUGAGAAUAAACCAUCAGUACCAGGAGGUGCUGAGGAACCUGGUGAAGCGCUAUGUGGCCGCUAUGAUCCGAGACGCCAAGACGGAGGAGGGCCUGACCGAAGAUAACUUUAAGGAGCUGAAACAGGACAUCUCCAGCUUCCGUUACGAGGUGAUGGGCAUGAUGAAGACGGGCCGACCGGUACCGCAAGUGGGCCGAGACGGCGGGCCCAUCGCCGCCGGCCCCCUCGCCGCCAGCCCCGGCAGCUUGUCAGAGUCAGUCCCGGCUCACCCCGACGUCUCUCUGGAGAUAGCGGCCCGCGCGCCAGUCAAAAGCGAGCGUUUCAAAGCGGCCGCCUCCCUCCUCCGACGGGUGGCCUCCGCCGCCCGGAACCCAGGAGCCCUUAACGGGCUCCCUAACGGCGCCGCCCCCUCGCCGAGCGACACUCGGAGCUCCGUCGACGAUUGCGGCGACUUCGCUCUCUUCCGCAAACGGCAUCAACGCGGGGCCUGCCGCCGCCGGGGGGGAGACGUCCGUCGGGCCGGGCCAGCGGAACUCAGCCGGAAAAUGUACUCUCUAUCGGAGGAGGCGGAAGAGGAAGAACGGUGCGGAACCGUUCCGGACGUCGGCGGAGCUAGCUCGACGCGCCGGGAAGACGAGAGCGUAGCCUGA